Molecule: messenger RNA, 557 nt
Organism: Ciona intestinalis (vase tunicate)
Lineage: Eukaryota; Metazoa; Chordata; Ascidiacea; Phlebobranchia; Cionidae
Source: RefSeq
UUUCACCUUAAAAUCGAUUAACUGCAAGAAUUCGUACGUUUAAGCUUGUACAAAUUAAGAGCUACGAAGAAUUAUGUUAAUUACCGACCCAGUAAAGGAUUUUUUUCAGAAAAUAAUCGAAGAGCGUGUGCUGGUAAUGGUGGCACAGGAUGUUGAUGGAUUAUGUGCUUGUAAAAUAUUACAAUCUCUGUUCAAAUGCGACCACGUUCAAUACACCCUUGUUCCUGUGGAGAACAAACAAGAUCUUGUGACUGAGUUUGAUUCCCACAAGGAGCAAUACAAACACAUGGUGUUGUUAAACUGUGGGGGAAGUAUUGACUUGUUGGAGAUAUUAGAACCAGAUGAUGAUGUCAUGAUUUAUGUCAUAGACAGUCGUCGUCCGAUUGAUUUGGUCAACUUUUAUUGCGAACGACAAGUUUAUCUCAUCCUCAAACAAAACCAGGAGGAAGCCCAACUUAUACCGGAUUAUGACCAUAUAUACAGGAAUUAUGAUUCAGACAAUGAGGACAGCGACACUGAGUACGAACAAUCGUCGAAACGUCAUAAAUUUGAUCAGG